This is a messenger RNA of Dinoponera quadriceps, 1104 nucleotides long. RefSeq lists its product as uncharacterized. The transcript is spliced from 5 exons. Bases 17 to 835 code for a protein of 272 amino acids. The record is from RefSeq and is a predicted model, not a curated record. Lineage: Eukaryota; Metazoa; Arthropoda; Insecta; Hymenoptera; Formicidae.
AGGGACCUUGGAAAGAAUGUUGUCGAUAGUACGUACGGUUUCGCCCUCGAUUAUCAUUCUCUUAAUGCUCGAGUGUUAUUUGGGGGCUCGCGGCUCCUCGAUCAAAUCGUUGGACGUGCCGCUCGUCGUCCGCAACGGAACCGGACCGGUGGAUCUCGCCUGCGUCUAUGAAGUUGAUGACUACGAAAACGGACUUGUAAUCAAAUGGUUCCACGAAGCGUAUCAAAUCUACCAGUGGAUCCCGCCGAUACCACCGCAGGAUAUCGGAGUCAUUAAGGGUCUCGCGGAAUAUCCGGUCGAGAACUUGAGGGACCCGUAUUCGCGUUCUGUAAUCCGACUGAAGACCAUCACUGUUGAUAUGGCGGGAGAAUACACGUGCGCGAUCAGCACAUUCCAGGACGAGGCGAGCAACUCGACGAAAAUGAUCGUCUAUGUGCCGGAAAGUGACAUGACCGUGAGCACUUACCCCUUUAACAAGACUCACGUGAAUUUAACAUGUGUGGUGACUGGUGCGCGACCUCGGCCGUCCUUGAAGCUCUACGUCGAAGGAGUCGAGAGCAGGAACGAUCGCAGGAACGACCACGAGUCUUCAGCGGACUGGUAUAAGGGUAACCCUCGGGUGUCGCUGAACGUGGUCGUCGAGGACACGCUGGAUCCCGCAGUAGUCGAGUGCGAGAUGUCGAUCCCCGAGACGGAGUACAAGCGACGAGAACGGAUCGUCUACUACCCCACGCAAUUACUAGCCUAUCGCACAAAUGUUUCGCAAGGGAGGCACCGUGCGAAGUUGCUUGUCGAUAUCCUUUACGUUACUAUUCUCAGAUUGAUAUUAACGUAGGAUUAAAGUAGUUCAGUUUACGCCACAAAUAGCGCCGACAGGUUAAAAUUAGGCAGGUAUUUAAUAUAUUUUAAUUUUAGAGUUUAAGUAUCAAUUCUCCCGGCGCCUGGACGAUGAAAGGAUAGUAAGCACUUCUCUUUUUAUUAACGUUAUUAUCAUCUAAAAUUGCGUGCGUCAUUAUUAUUAUUAUUAUUCAUCCACGCUAUUAAUAAGACGAUGUUUUCUUUUCGUAUUUAUUUUGCGGCAGAAUAAAGCACAUUCAAGUUGUA